Caenorhabditis briggsae is the source of this 864-nucleotide messenger RNA. The record is from RefSeq and is a predicted model, not a curated record. Lineage: Eukaryota; Metazoa; Nematoda; Chromadorea; Rhabditida; Rhabditidae. The coding region runs from base 1 to 864 and encodes 287 amino acids. The transcript is spliced from 4 exons.
AUGGGUUCUGCCAAAUGGUAUUUAUUGAACUCACACGUUACAUGCAUUUUGCUCGAUUGGGGUAUUACUGUGUUAACUGUGCCAUAUCUUAUCCUUCCGGUUAUAGGAGGAUAUCCAUUGGGAAUCUUAAGAUGGUUUGGAGUGCCCAUCGUUGUGCAAAUAUAUGUCAGUAUGACUAUGGUUUCUUUUACUGUUACUUCUAUCGUUUUAAUUUUCGAAAAUAGAUUCUAUCAGCUGUAUGCAAUAAAUAGUUCCUGGCGCUACCUACGUAUACCGUUCAUCAUAACCAAUUAUUUGCUAGAUGCGACUCAUGUACUGCCAGCAUGUUUGAUGGUUCCCGAUCAAAAGGUUGCAUUGGAGUUCGCUUAUAAGCGAAUACCAAACUUAUCGGAUGAGACAAAAGCCGAGACACUAUUCUUUCUAGGAAUUGACUUUUGGAUUCAAAUACCGUAUUUUUUGAUAGGCCUCAAAACAGCUGUACAAGUAUGCUUGUUUAUUUGGCUGAUCAAUCGUAAUAUGAGUUUGGAAUCUAGACGUUUCACUAGAUCUGAAAAUACAACAAAUCUCCAGAGAAAGUUUUUGAAAGCUAUUAAAGCUCAGUUAAUGGUAUUGGCCAUUAACUUUUUAUUACCCCAAACAUAUACUAUGGUUUCAUUCAUCACACACUAUUACAACCAAUUUGCGAACAAUCUGGUUAUUAUUGCAGUUUCGUUGCAUGGUAUCAACUCCACUUUAAUUAUGCUAUGGGCUCAUAAAACAUAUCGUGAAUAUUGUUUUACGAUUUUCAAAAAGAUCAGAAGUGUUUUGGGAUGCACAUCUGUUUCAGCAGUAUCACCUACAUCUUCCUUAACUGUUUUAACCUAA